AUGGCCGCCCCGAGUGACAUUUCGAUCGAAAACCUCACCGGAACAUGGAUGCUGCAAGGAAUCAACUGGGUCGUGCGGAAAGCCAUUGGGAUGACGGAAGUCACCGUUAAAAUGAGACAAUUCGAGGGUCCCAGUCCCAGCACCGGCGACACAAUUCAUCAAAUUGCUAUCAGCCAGGCAGCCAAUGUCAAUUUGGGUGGCACGACCGAACACCGCUACUUGGACUGGCAGGAGUACCCCCAGGAAGAUCACAUCUUUGGGAAAACAAUCGUUCAGUCCCGGUUUAUCGGCAGCACCACAAACCAAACAGGAAGACCGGUCCCGUGUGUGCAGACUCGGACGGAGAUAAAUGAUCCCAAUAUUGAGAAAUUCCUGCGAGCGGAGAUCGAUGAGGCCUGCAUGCCUUAUGAUGGCUUCCUUGUCGAGAAAGCUCAGGCAACGGAGCCUCUUGAAGGUGGAAAAGACGGGCUCUGGAUGGAGGUGGUAAUCCGUAGCCAGGAACCGAAGUGGAUCGCAGAACAGGUAAAGUGUCGCCAUAUUCGAAUAAACGCAGGUUUCGUUGGUUCUGACUAUUGUGCAAAGGUCUGGGGUUUUGAAAUCAUCGACGGGCAGCGUCGCUAUGUCCGUCGCCUGGUGAUGUCGGACACCAAGGGCAACCACCGAAUGGGAAGACUGGUCUAUACUUUUGUUGACCGGAAGUGCGACUGA
Aspergillus terreus NIH2624 is the source of this 708-nucleotide messenger RNA. RefSeq lists its product as uncharacterized. The record is from RefSeq and is a predicted model, not a curated record. Lineage: Eukaryota; Fungi; Ascomycota; Eurotiomycetes; Eurotiales; Aspergillaceae. Bases 1 to 708 code for a protein of 235 amino acids. The transcript is spliced from 2 exons.